Molecule: messenger RNA, 1020 nt
Organism: Centropristis striata (black sea bass)
Lineage: Eukaryota; Metazoa; Chordata; Actinopteri; Perciformes; Serranidae
Exons: 7
Coding region: 130-918 (262 amino acids)
Source: RefSeq, a predicted model, not a curated record
AGCAGACUCACAGAGAGGAGAAGAAGACUGAACAGCAGACAGCAUCCACCUCAACUACAAACAGUCUCUGCCUUAUAAAUUUUGGAAGCAGAAGGCCCGAGGCAUCAGCAGUGAAACUGUCCAACAGAGAUGACUACGUCCACAGCUAAACUGCAGGAGAUCUACAACCAGCAGGGCUUCCUCUCAGCGCUGCCUGUGUUGAAUGAGACUGAGCUGAGGGAGGCCAAGCAUGCCUUUUCUGAGCUGGAGAAGGAAUUUGGUAAAGAGUACACCCAGUACAGCCUCCACAAUGCUCACCAGCAGUAUCCGUGGGUUAGUGGCUUGACCAAGCACCCUCAACUCAUACAAGUGGUCAAAGCCAUCCUGGGCCCCGACGUCAUCCUGCUGGACUCACGCUUCAUCUGUAAAUAUCCAACACUCAAACCUGACAGACAGGAGAAUGAAGGAGGAGAAACAGAAUCUGUCCUUCCCUACGUGGCCUGGCAUCAGGAUAUGAGGUAUUGGGGUAUUGCUGGUGGCCCUGUUCUCUCUGUGUGGCUGGCUUUAGAUGACUCACUGGAAGAGAACGGCGCCCUUCAGGUCAUCCCAGGCAGCCACUGUGCUGGCAUGCUGCCCCAUCGCCAAGCCACCCGGCCUGGAAACAUGCUGUCAGUCAACCAGGAGAUCCCAGAGGAGCUGGUUCAGGCAGAUGAAGCCGUGUUGUGCCCUCUGUUAGCUGGGCAGAUGUCUAUUCAUGAUGGUCUCCUCGUCCAUGCCAGUGAUGCCAACAUGUCCCAGAGGAGGCGCUGUGGGUUUGUGAUCCGUUAUGUUCCCACCUGUGCCUAUCCAAUUCAGGAUCCAGAUCGUCCCAGGAAAUUUGCUGCUACCGAAUUGGCUUGUGGGACUGAUCAGUUUCAUCACUUCAACAAAAGCACAUGAAUACUAUUGUUCCUUCCAACGUGCAUGAACAGUUACUUUUACACUUCACUGGAAUAUUUAAUGCUUAGAUCAAAUGUCUAGAAUUCAUCAUAAAUAAGGGCA